Molecule: messenger RNA, 2618 nt
Organism: Bemisia tabaci
Lineage: Eukaryota; Metazoa; Arthropoda; Insecta; Hemiptera; Aleyrodidae
Product: solute carrier family 66 member 3
Source: RefSeq, a predicted model, not a curated record
CGAAAAGUUUAGUUUUGACUUGGCAACCAUGUGUUUGUUUGGGGCAGGAGAGCGCGAAAAGGAACUGAACUGAUAAGGAUGAAAAUCAACGAGCGAUUCAUACAAGUGAUCGAUUUUGUUAAUUUAUUCUGAAAAAAGGCGUUGGUCCACGCGUUUUUUAAUCAUUUUUUGUCAUUGUCAGUUUUAAAAUUCAGUUUUUCAAUCUUUGUAACCACCUACUAGUCUGCGUAUAUUCAUUUUUCAAGGAAAAGCAAGCUCCAACUUUGUCCUUUCCUCUGAGGUUAUUUUUGGAAAAUAUUUGUAUUCUCCGAUCUCUUUUUCUGUAGUUUCCCGCAAUCUCUUAGUUCUUCAAGUAAAUAUGGAUCCACUGCAAUUGCUAAGCGACACCUUGAGUGUUAUCACCAUCUCUAUGUGCUGUGUCCUUAAGGUGCCGCAAAUCAUGAGUUUGCUGAGAGUCAAAUCAUCAGCGGGCAUUAGUCUGACAAGCUUAGGCUUAGAGCUUUCAAGUUACACAACAACAAUGCUUUACAAUUAUGUCAAUGGUUAUGCCCUGCUAUCUUACCUUGAGUAUCCAAUAAUUCUCCUCCAAGAGAUUGUCCUCAUUGCGCUGGUUCUCAACUACAGUAAUAAGUUGAAUAGAUCCACCUUCUUUCUAAGUUUGGUCUACUUCUCAUACUUGAUUGGAUUUGCAACUGGGAUCUUUCCUCCAAAAAUUCUGAUGCUCAUCAUUCCUCUCUGCACCCCAGUAUCUCUGUCUAGCAAGAGUAUUCAACUGUGGGAAAUCUUGCGAACACAUGAUGUUGAAUCUUUAAGUGUCGUAUCUUGGCUGAUAUCUGCUCUGACCAACUUUGCGAGGGUUUUUACGAUUGCCAUGGAUUCAGCUGAUCGGAUUCUUCUAGCAAACGUUACGCUUUCGACUGCACUUAGUCUGUGCAUCAUGUUCUCUGUGAUGUAUUUCGGAAAGAAAAAGAAAGAUUAAGCUGGAGUCGAGAUAGUAACCCAAAUCAUUUUAAGGGUAGCUAGUGAGAUUAUUUUAAAGUUACCAAAAUGAUUUUUUAAUUUUAGUCUUCCCAGGAUCAAAUUCUUUUAGUCCAGUAUCACGCUGUGCCCCUAGUUGCCAUUUGUUUUUUCCUGCACGUCUCGUCCGUUUUGAAUAAGCCUCUUGAGUAAGGUCAAAGAAAUGUUCUUUCUCUCAGCAAUGAAUCUUCAAUUUUUCAUUCUCGUUGGCAUUGCAGAAAAGCUAAUACCUCUGACAUAAGUAGCCUUGAACUUUUUUCUUUCUUUCUUUUUUUUUUCUGUAAAUGCUUUCUCCUCAUCAAAUUUACCUCCAACACAAAUAGGAAAUCGUGAAAUUUGUUUUUUGAAAGGUACCUUUGCUGAGCGUUAUGGCCUCUUUCCUACAGUCUCUAGUAUUGAAGCAUCAAAGGCUCUUAUAUUACCCGUCAGUACGGCAAAAAAAUGUGAAUGAAAUUACUGGAACUCAGGCAAAUAUUUUAAUUAUUUAGCGUUACACUGUACUUUUGAAACUAACAAGGACACAUUGUGUAAAAUGGAGGGAGGAGCCCAAAAUUGUUCGCCGUAGGUAUUUGCUUGUUUUAAGUCAAGCUUUGCAGCACUGACGAAAUGAGGAUUUGUUAAAUUGAGAGGGAAAAGUUCUUUGAUUUGCCCCGAUUAAGUGGCAUUUGUUUAACUGUUAUGUUGUCUAUUGCCAAUUCUGCUUUGCUUGCGCCAAAAGCCCUUUCUCAUUGUUAUCAAAGUAUUCAAAGUCUUUGCAAAAAUAGGGUGAUUUUUUUCCGGGUGUACAUUUGUAUGGUGUACAAGUUUCAUAGUGUAUACGCUAAAAAGUGUUGUUUCUUAUGUUGCAAAUUUCCCUUUUGAUGGAAGUAUUGUAUCCAUCUAUUACAUGCCUUUUGGCUAACUUAGCAUUCCAGUCUAUGUUUAAAUGAACUGUGAUUUUUGAUCAAACUUUCCUGUUGGGAGUAACUCGUCAGUGCCAUGGGGUCUGUACCAUGCAAGCGCCCUUUCAAUUCUAUUUUGCUCCCUUAUUACAUUUUUAUUAACAUAAUCUAGUCAAUAUGUGUUAAAUGUAUUAUUUAAUUGCACGCAUUAUGAAAGUUUAGGUAAGUUCGAAAAUUAAAGGUGUUCGACAAUAGCUUUAAAAGAACAAAAACUCCAUUGCUUUAGUAACACCUUCUCAGCAAGGAUCAUAAUUGAAACUGGCAAACACUCUGGUUUACACUUGUAUUGUUUUAACGGUUGAUACUUGUUUUUUAUUAUUAUCAUUAUAUAUAGACUGUUGGCUGAAAUCCUAGAAUGUUAUUGCUAAAUGCAGCAAUAAAUGCAGCCUUUUAUUCUUUAGUUGCUGCCUCGAAAGUUUUAAGCUAGUGAUUAGAUUUUAUUGUCGUAGAAAGAACAAGGUUUAGGUAUGAACCAAUUCACUUUCUUGCUUUAAUUUGAUUAUUUCUGGUAAUUUGUAAUAUAAUUUGACCUAUCUCUAGCUCAGAAACCAUGACUUUACUUUAGAUGAGACAUGUUUGUAGAUUGGAGAGUUUUAUUUUUUUAGCCAAUUCUAGUGUAAAAUAUCUGUCGGAAUUAAAUCUUGUUUUCUCAUUAUUGAA